GGGGAUGUGGGGAGGGAGGGGAGGAUGCUCCCGGCCGCCCGGUUGGCACCUUGCGGGUGAUGAGGAGUGGCUCUUCCUUAUCAACCACGAGGCUCGGCAGCCGCUCCUCGACUCGACAGCGGAGGGGCGCGGGUGGACUGACGGCCGCGCUCCUCCGCAGCUGGACAUGGACAAGCGUGGCACACGUGGCUCGGGGGUGGCCAGCAGUGGGAUCCCCAGCGCCCGAGGGGUGCUGGCACCAGUCUGGCCAGCGCGCUGUGCCCGGCUCGGCAGUACCAGAAAUUGCCCUUGCAGAAUGAGCCAGCUUCCUCCAAAGAGUCCUUUGCCAUCCCCGGUGUCAGAGGGCACGAAUUCCAGGGUAGAGUCUUUGGACAACUUGUCAAUGGACAGUUUUUGGCUGGAAGUAGAGAACAUUAAACAGAGCACUGAAGGCGAACAAGAGGAAUGCAGCCUUGCAGAUGUCAAAACACAGGAGGAGGGGGAAGCUGAGGCUGAGUGGCUUCAGGACGCGGGUCUGUCUGACCUCCUCGGGGACGGUGCCUCGGAGAAGGACAACAUCGUGCUGCUCUCCACCCUGACCAGGACCCAGGCUGCUGCUGUGCAGCGGCGGUUGGAUACCUACUCCCGGUCUCGGAGGAGGAAGAACAAGCAUCCUGUGCGUGAUGUCCGAGACAUUUUUGGGGUGGUCAGUUCUGAGGAGACAGCAGCAAAAAAAGAGGAGUCCAGCCCGGAUCAGUUGUGGCACAAUCUACGGACUUCAAAUGUACAAAGAACAGAAACUCAGGAUUACUCCUUCACAGUUCGAAAUCCUGGAAAAGAGGAGAUGUUCAACAUGGAUGUUGCCUACUCAGAGCAAGCAGCUGUCCUGCUCAAGGGAUCAUUCCUGUCUGAAUCUAGGAAGUUAAAUGAUGGAAGUGCCCUAACUAAAUUUAAGAUCCCUAAGGGCAGACUAGGAGUGACCAGGAUUGGAGAUUUAUCUGCUCAAGACAUGAAGAAGAUCCCCACACUGGCACUUAUUGAACUAACAGCGCUCUGUGAUAUUUUGGGCUUUGAGCUGAAGAGAAACAAAGCAGCAAAACUGAAAACAGCAGAGAAAAGACUCUUUGGAGUUCCACUCAACACUCUGUUGGAAAAUGACCAAAAACUGCUCCCCAACACCAAGGUCCCUCUCUUACUGCAGUCACUGCUGUCCUGCCUGGAAAAGAGAGGACUUGAAACAGAGGGCAUUUUGAGAGUUUCUGGGUCCCAGACCAGAAUCAAGAGUCUGGAACAGAAGCUAGAAAAAGACUUCUAUACUGGCCUUUUCCGCUGGGAUGAAGUCCAUCAGAACGAUGUGUCUGGGCUGCUGAAAAGAUUCAUAAGAGAGCUGCCAGCCCCACUGCUGACAGCAGAGUACCUCCCUGCUUUUGCUGCUGUACAAAAUAUUCCAGACCUGAAGCAAAGGUUGCAAGCUCUAAACCUCCUGAUCCUGAUCCUGCCAGAGCCUAACAGAAACACUCUAAAGGCUCUACUUGAGUUUCUCAGCAAAGUGGUCGCCAAGGAAAACAACAACAAAAUGAACCUCUGGAACGUUUCCACAGUCAUGGCCCCGAACCUCUUCAUGCACAAGGGGCUGCCAAACAAGAUCCCCGAAGGAAAGGAGAAACAGCUGGCAGAGGGGGCAGCUGAUGUUGUGCGGAUGAUGAUCCAUUACCAGGAUUUGCUCUGGACAGUCUCCUCUUUUCUGGUGGCUCAAGUGAGGAAGCUGAAUGAGAGCAAUAGCAAAAGGUACCAGUUCUGUGACAAGCGAAUUAAAAAUUUGUUGCGGAAGAUUCAUGCUGAUAAAGACAAGGUGGAAAAGAACCAGGCAGAGCCUUCCAAGAUUGUGAAAGUCCACGCUUCGCUUCUCCUGAAGGAUUCUCUAGAGGUGCAUUUGAACAAUGCAACCAGAGUUGCUGAUGUCUUGAGGCAGUUUCAGAAGAACCUGUGCCAGAAUGGCUGGAAUAUUGUUAACACUGUCAACCUCCUCAAGUGCAACAACUCAAUGGAGUGCACAAACCUGCUCCUCUAUGAAGUGGGAGGCAAUAUUGGUGAACAUUGCCUGGACCCAGACACUUACCUCUUAGACUUGUACCACAUCAAUCCCCAUGCUGAGUGGAUAAUUAAGCAAAACCCCUCUCAUCCUCGGAUGUUCUAAGGAAAGCAUGAACAAAAUAAAGGAUUUGAUUUGAAGUUUUUGGAAGGCAUGGAAAAGCUAUAGAGGUGUUCUAGGAUAGUCACAGACUGGACAGUGCUUGUGUCUUCGACGGAGAAACAGCUUUACAUACAACUGCCAUGACAGCUGGCUGUGAGCACUCACCAGCCUACAUGCUAACAGGGGUGUUGAUACAAGCAGCAAUUAUCACUAUGUAGCAGAAUUUGUAGGGGGUAUGAUGAUUCUUAGACAAAGUAACCCCUAAAACAAACCCUGCAAACAAAGCUGCAGUGACUGUGCAGCAAAGACAGAAUGUAAGAGAAGAAACAUUUUCUUGAAGAUGGUAGAAGACAUCUGUUUCUUCUGGAUUUGCUCUUUCUUUUGAUCACAUGCACAUUUUGGAGGAGUCAAAUGCUGCAGUGGUACUAAUGACAUCCCUUUGGGAAGAUCCACUGUUGGGUGUUGCACAUCAUCAGAAGUUGUGAUCCCGGGUUUCACUGAUGAGAUACUGUUACGUUCUUUGAAGAAUUAAAAAGGAUGCUUCCAAAAGGGCCAGAUGGGAUUUGAGGCCAAUGUCCUGUAUUUAAUGUCUGCAGUUAAAUACAUAUAUGCAACACAAGAAAAUAACUUUCCUUGGAAAAAAGUAUGGGAUGAAGAGCAGCCUUUCAAAUGUACAGUGUGAUCAGAGAGAUGCCUGUCCCGUACAGCUCUGCUGGCAAUGCAGAAACAAAUGAACGAGUUGCCAUUGAUGAGGGUAUAGCAUGCAUUUAUUUUCUGGACAACCUGUAUACAGGACAUAUAUUGGACAACAGAUAACCAAGGAAAUAUUCUGAAGUUAAUUUGAGGUUACUAAUCUGACCUGGCCACAUGAACUAAACUGACUUUUGGAAGGCUCUGUGUGAACAUGUCUGUUUAAAACAACAAAGCAAAAAUCCCCCAAGAUGUGCAGUGGCUGAAAUAAGAGUUCCGUGCCUGUGUCCGGUCACACAGCGGUACUGAACCGAGCCUUUACUGCUCUGACUGCACGCUUUCAUCCCACACAGCACCGUGUGAUUGCUGUGGUCUGGAGAGACGAGGGUAGAGCAGAGCGCUUGCGCCUCACAUCGCUGCCUAAUCGUCAUACGACCUCGGCUCAAAUGAGACUGCCCUUGUAGAAGAGGAGUGCAGAAGUACUUUUUUACUUUGUGGUGAUGCUGAAAUACCUCACAUGAGGGAACCUACUAUGCAGUUACAGGGGAUGGAACACGCAUCAUUUCUGAAAAUCCUGACAUCUUUUUUUAUAUACUGUUUAAAAACACUGUUGGAUAUUUAUUCAUGUGGCAGAAGCAGGGCUGCCCUGCAAGUGUAUACUCAAAGUAUUUAAUUUGCUAAAUCCUAGCUGCACUAGUGACAAUCUCCAGUAUUAUUUCUUCUGUUAAAUGAAUUUGUUUCCAUUACAGUCUGAACUUUCCCUCCUCUGCUUUUUUUUUCCCUGGUCUGGUGUGUAGCUAUCCCUAUUCAUUAUCUAAAAGUCCUCCUUUCUGUUGUAAGGGCACUUCAUUCUGUGGUUUGGCUGCCUGUGUGGUUAAAUUCUCUUGGUGGUUAAGAUCCUUGAGGAACAGGUGAGCCAUAAUCCAUAUUCCUACUAACUUGUUGUGAAUACUGUGUGUGGUGCUGGUGUCUUGAAAUGAUGCAUAUAUUAGAGAGUGUCUUCUGAUGUCGGUUGAAGUGAUGCAGAUGCACUGACUGGAGGGAUCAUAGCUGUCUUUUUAAGAACCUGUAAUAGAAACUUGCAAAAAACCCACCUCCCAACCCUGACCCAGAACCCUAAUGUCAAGACUUCUUGAAGUACCUCUGUUUUAUAGGGCUUAAAUUGUGCCUAAAAAGCCCUGAUUCUUGUCUUUGAGGAUGCAUGAUUUGUGUCUCUUGAAAGAUCAGGCUGCUUUAAAAUUGGGCAUUAAAAAAAUCAAUGGUACCUAUUUAUUCAUCACUUCUGGAAAUGUUGUAGUGACGGAGCUUAGCAAAGAGCAAAUGCCAGAGAUAUGAUAUCCUGACAGAUGCCUAACACAUAAAGGUAUCUGUAGGAGAGAUGACUCUUCCUGCUCAAAGAUGCUGUGUAAGCUAAAUUGCAUCCCUGCAAAUCAUAUAAUGCUGCAUUUUUUUCCACUCCUCAUAUGCUGGAUGCUUUAUUAAAAAUACUGCCUUCCAUACGUACAAGGGGCAAACACUACAUCACUACUGUAGCAAACAAAUGAGUGGGUUUUUUUGAACAACAAUCAAUGUGAAUCAGUGCUGUGAAAAACAAAGUUGGUGGGAGAUUCUCAUGAGACAUAAAUAUCAGUUCUCAAAUAUGAAAGGAAAUUUUUAAAAAAGACACCAAAACAUCUCUUUCCAGAUGAUGAAUAUUCUUUUUUAUUUUUCUUUUCUAUCUGUACCAGAAAGUAAGUAUGAAUUUUUCAGUCACUGAUGUGCAACUUACUUUUGAAUACUGGCUUUUAAUAACUUUUUUUACAAAUUUUUAA
Molecule: messenger RNA, 4674 nt
Organism: Athene cunicularia (burrowing owl)
Lineage: Eukaryota; Metazoa; Chordata; Aves; Strigiformes; Strigidae
Gene: ARHGAP40
Product: Rho GTPase activating protein 40
Exons: 15
Coding region: 5-2176 (723 amino acids)
Biological process (GO): regulation of small GTPase mediated signal transduction; regulation of actin filament polymerization; signal transduction
Cellular component (GO): cytoplasm
Molecular function (GO): GTPase activator activity
Source: RefSeq, a predicted model, not a curated record